Morchella importuna is the source of this 384-nucleotide messenger RNA. RefSeq lists its product as uncharacterized. The transcript has a single exon. Bases 1 to 384 code for a protein of 127 amino acids. Lineage: Eukaryota; Fungi; Ascomycota; Pezizomycetes; Pezizales; Morchellaceae. The record is from RefSeq and is a predicted model, not a curated record.
AUGUCCUUCCGUCUCACCCCCAGCAUGAGCUCCGUCUCUCUCAGCCUGACCCUCCCCCGCCGCCAGCACCAGCAACCCCCCUCCUCCCCGCACUCACCACUCUCACCACGCUCCCCGCGCUCCCCGCGCUCACCACACUCCCACCUCACGGGCCCCAAGCGCCUCAUGCGCAAGCUGCGCUCCUACGUGACGCCGCGCAAGCUGCAGCGGCGCUACAUCGAGAAGCGGCUCUACGGCGACUCGUACGACUACGAGAGCAGCGCGGAGGACGACGACGACGACGGCUUUGUUGUUGUUCCGGUGCCGAGGUGGACGGGUAGUUUGAGGGUUAGGGGGCGAGAAGAGGGCGGGCGUGGCGGCGUGGGAGGUGGAGUCGAGGAGUAG